AUCAAAUACAGUUUUAGUAUUCUCAUUUGGUUUUGUUCUUCUGCAUGGUCUCAGAGCAAAAUAACAUCUGCAUCUGAAUACUAUAGUCUAUUUCCUUUUGCUACAUUUGAAACUUUCUUCCAUCUUUCAUACUACUUCCUCAUAUUCUGGUUUGAAACAGUUUCAUCAAAUCAAACAAUGUCAAAGAACAAGACUAAGCUUACCAUUCAAAGCUUCCAUCAAAUGGCCAGCUUAAUCUCGGUUAAGCUCUCAAACACCAAUUCUUUACUUUGGAAAUCUCAAGUCUUUCCAGUAAUCCGGAGUGCUCAACUCAUGAAUCACCUUGAAGAGGAGGCACCUGUGAUGAAUAUCACAAGGAAUGGAAAAGAAGAAACAAAUCCAGAUUAUGAGGUCUGGUUAAACAAUGAUAGAUUGCUCACCAACUGGUUACUUGGAACCAUGAAUGAAGAAGCAUUGAGUUUAGUUGUUCGCUGUGAUACAACUAGCCAAAUCUGGAGGAUCAAUCCUAGUCUGGUACAAGUUGCUCAAGAAGAACCAGCUUUUGCUAAAUCUUCACAAGAAUCUAUAAGAGUACAAGUUGUUGCUCAAGAAGAGUUAGAUCCUACUGAGUCUUCACAAGAACCUAUUGGAGUGCCUCCACCAUCUCACAAUGCAACUUCAGCAUCUACUCACCCAAUGAUGACAAGAACUCGUAUAGACAUUCGAGAGCCAAAAACCAUCAAGAAAGCGUUACAACUCCCACAAUGGCUAAGAGCAAUGCAAGAAGAAUUGGUUGCCCUCUACAAGAACAAUACAUGGACCUUAGUGCCUCCCCCUUCAACUAACACAAACAUUGUGGGAUCUAAAUGGGUAUUCAAAACAAAGUUAAAUUCAGAUGGAAGUGUGGACAGGUUUAAGGCACGCUUAAUGGCAAGAAGAUUUUCACAAGUACCAGGGGUUACCUUGUUCUCUGGUGGUAUAUUCUUGUCUCAAGCCAAAUAUGCCAAGGAUAUUCUUACUAGAGCAACCAUGCUUGAAACCUCCAUCAUUGCAACACCAAUGGAAGUCAAAGAACCACAUACACCAAGAGAUGAGGACCUUGUUGAUGCUCAAGAAUAUAGGAAAAUUGUGGGUGCUCUACAACACUUAGCCAUCACCAAAGUUGACUUAUAUUGGGCAGGAUGUACCAUAACGGGAAGAAGUACUACAAGAUUUUGCAUUUUCCUUGGAGCUAAUUGUAUUUCUUGGUCUUCAAAGAAACAAUCCACUAUAGCUCGCUCCACUACAGAAGCAGAGUAUAGAGCCUUAGCAUCUACUACAGCUGAACUUGUGUGGAUCACUUAUCUUCUCCGUGAUAUUGGCAUUUCACUCCUAAAUCCUCCUCAAGUGUUCUCAAAUAAUAUUAGUGCUCUACACAUGUUUAUUAACCCUAUGUUCCAUGCUCGAACAAAGCAUAUAGAAUUAGAUUAUCAUUUUGUUCGAGAAAAGGUAACACUUGGUUCUCUAGUGAUGAGGUACAUUUCGAGCAUAGAUCAGAUUGCAGACAUCUUUACCAAGCCCUUACCUCGCACUCAGUUUUAGUUCUUACUGUUCAAACUGGGCUUGGUGGUUUCUCCCUAGUCCAGUUUGAGGGGGAGUGUGAAGGAAGUUGAAUCAAGUACAGAAUUAACA
Molecule: messenger RNA, 1650 nt
Organism: Rubroshorea leprosula
Lineage: Eukaryota; Viridiplantae; Streptophyta; Magnoliopsida; Malvales; Dipterocarpaceae
Source: the annotation of a GenBank genome assembly